This is a messenger RNA of Frankliniella occidentalis (western flower thrips), 882 nucleotides long. RefSeq lists its product as uncharacterized. The coding region runs from base 1 to 882 and encodes 293 amino acids. Lineage: Eukaryota; Metazoa; Arthropoda; Insecta; Thysanoptera; Thripidae. Gene Ontology annotation, biological process: DNA integration. The record is from RefSeq and is a predicted model, not a curated record. Gene Ontology annotation, molecular function: nucleic acid binding. The transcript has a single exon.
AUGCCUUCUGACAGGAACGCGGGUGCACCUGAUAUCAUUUCUGAAAUCAAGCUCGAGGAAGCAGCGGCUGCUGAAAUCCCUUCAUCAGCCAAAAUGUGGAAUUCCAUCAAAGAAGCUCAAGACAGAAACUCCACAUGCAAACUGCUCCGUGAAGCAAUUCUCCGUGGAUGGCCAGAGGACCCCCAGCAGCUUCCUGUCGAACUUAAACCAUUCCACCAGUAUAGCGGUAUGCUCAACAUCCUGAAAGGAACAGUAAUGUAUCCCAAACGGUUUUUUAUUCCAGUGGAAAUGCAGAAGUCAAUCAUGGUGGAGCUACACCAAGGGCACCUAGGCGCCAACAAGUGCAGAGGACGAGCCCACGACACGGUCUGGUGGCCAGGUAUUAGCAAAGUAAUUGCCGAAUACUUUGAUAACUGUACAAUUUGUAAAAUGCACAGGAAGAAUGCACCAGAACCGCUGGUUUCCUCUGAAAUGCCUGAGCGACCGUGGCACACAGUCGGAAUGGAUUUUGCUGAGAGGGGCAGACGCAAAUUUAUCGUGGUAGUGGAUUAUUAUUUCUCAGCAUACAUUGAAGUAGCAGAAACAACCUCUACAUCCGCAGAAGAUGUCAUCCAUAAGCUAAUUGAAAUUUUUGGCCGACAUGGAAUUCCAGCUGUAGUUACGUCAGAUAAUGGUCCACCUUUCAACUCAUUUGCUUUUAGUAAUUUUGCCUCCAUCUGUGGUUUCCAGCACGUGACUAGCAGUCCCAAAGCACCAUGGAGCAAUGGAAAAGCAGAGGCAGCAGUGAAAGAGUUCAAGAAGAUUUUGCACCUAUGGAAGAAGGCCUCAGCCCUAGCCAAUUGUAAAUGGGGCAAAGUCUCCGUACCACAUUGCCCUAACUAG